Pogona vitticeps (central bearded dragon) is the source of this 1782-nucleotide messenger RNA. RefSeq names its product peroxisomal succinyl-coenzyme A thioesterase. Gene Ontology annotation, biological process: acyl-CoA metabolic process; fatty acid metabolic process. Gene Ontology annotation, molecular function: fatty acyl-CoA hydrolase activity. The record is from RefSeq and is a predicted model, not a curated record. Lineage: Eukaryota; Metazoa; Chordata; Lepidosauria; Squamata; Agamidae.
CGGAUGAACUACAUUACCCAGAAGGCUUCUCGCUUCGCUGCUCCCUGCGCUGCUUGCACCCUUUGGACUUUUGCAGGCUGCGAAAGAAAAGUGCCAGCGGAGAGAAGGGGGCGAGGACUGCUGCCCCGGACAGGAGCGCUCCUUGUCGGCGCCGGGUGGCCCCGCAUGGCGGCGCGGAUCCGCGUCCUGCCUUCCCCCACGUGCCUGUACGACGAGCCCGUCCGAGUGACGAUCGAGGGCCUCCCGCCGCUGCGGGAGGUGACGGUGCGAGCCUGGCUGGAAGAUGAGAGCGGCGAGCGGUUCCAGUCCACGGCGUACUACCGAGCCGGCGGCCAGGGCGAGCUGGACCUCAGCCGCUGCGCCGCGCUGGCCGGCGGGAGCUACGAGGGCCUGGAGCCCAUGAUUUCCUGCAUGUUGUAUAAUUGCAGCCGGCUCCUGGGCAGCUGCCGCAGCGAGCGGUGGUUCCUGGCCGAGGGCGUGAGGCGGGUGGCCGUGCGGGAGGGCCGGCUCAGGGCCACCCUCUUUCUGCCCCCCGGCCCUGGACCAUUCCCGGGACUCAUCGACCUGUAUGGAUCUAGUGGGGGGCUGGUGGAAUACAGAGCAAGUCUUUUGGCCAGCCGAGGUUUUGUGACGCUGGCCGUUGCUUACUUAGCCUUUGAGGAUCUCCCUGCUCUGCCAGAGGUCAUUGAACUGGAUUAUUUUGGUGAGGCGGUAGAGUUCCUGCAGAAACAGAAGCAGGUGAAAUCUACAGGGAUUGGAGUUCUUGGACUCUCUAAAGGUGCAGAUCUGGCCAUCGCGCUGGCCACUUUUUCACCUGCUGUCCGAGCAGCUGUUUGCAUUUCUGGCUCAGGUGUUAAUUCUUUUAUCCCCCUGCAAGUGAAGGGGCUCACUAUUCCUCUUCAUCCCUAUGACCUGAGGAAAUGCAAGACCAUUGGUGACUCUGGAAUUCUGGAUUUCUCAGAAAUCUUGGAUGACCCCAGAGAUCCAUCAACCUGGCCAUGCCGCAUCCCUGUGGAGAAAUCUCUGAGCAAGUUCCUCUUCUUAUCAGGACAAGAUGACAGAAACUUGCAAAGUGAGCUGUUCUGCCGGGAAGUUGUCCAGCGUCUUAGGGAGAGUGGACAUCAUGUGGAGUUCUGCUCCUACCCUGGGGCUGGGCACCUCCUGGAGCCACCCUACUUGCCACUGUGCCAGGUUUCCAUUUACAGGCCAUUACAAACACCUGUGCUUUGGGGAGGAGAAUGGAGAGAACAUGCAAAGGCUCAGGAAGAUGUAUGGCAAAAGAUACUGGCCUUUUUCAGGCAACAUUUGUCAGAUCCUACUAUAAAAAGUCAAUUAUAGAUUACAGCUUUGCAUGGGUGAAAAGGAAUUGUGUGUGGAUCUAAUAGUGUGUACUGUCCUAGGAAGUCAGGAAAAGGUAGCAGAAUAAAAGCUAGGAUGAUAGCUUCUACAAAUGCAUACCAUGUUAAGUCUUUCUGGGUAUGCUAAUAAGGUACAGCGGAUCUCAGCUAGAGGGUUAGCAAAAUCGCUGUGCUAGUUGGGAGAUUUGGAGAGUUGUAGCCAAAAAAAGUGCCUUUGCCAGCUCUCUGGUAAACAUUUUAUCCUAACAAUGAUUCCAUAUGGAUGGUCUUGAGCACCUUAUCAGGGUUUAAAUGUAAUAUAUUGUAUCUACCUCUCUCAAGUUAUGAAUAAAUAUAUUAGUACAUGUCAAUGGCCAAAAUCCUGUUGCUUAAUAUAGUAACUUGCAACUAAAGUAAGUCCAUUUGAAUCAAUGGAACUUGAGGA